Molecule: messenger RNA, 1840 nt
Organism: Pangasianodon hypophthalmus (striped catfish)
Lineage: Eukaryota; Metazoa; Chordata; Actinopteri; Siluriformes; Pangasiidae
Gene: arl4cb
Product: ADP-ribosylation factor-like 4Cb
Exons: 1
Coding region: 494-1072 (192 amino acids)
Biological process (GO): endocytic recycling; intracellular protein transport
Cellular component (GO): cytoplasm
Molecular function (GO): GTP binding; GTPase activity
Source: RefSeq, a predicted model, not a curated record
UGCAGUUCCUCUCAGCAUUCACUGCUGGAGGUGCUGAGGCGUGCUGUGUGCUCCGACUACUGAUCUGCCUUGUGCUUCACAUAUUCGUUUACAGGGACCACUGGGGUUUUUGUUUUUGUUUUUUAAGGAUUUAGUCCACAUAAGGACGAUAUUUUUUUAUUUGACAGGCAUCAUGUUUAGGAAAAAGGACGAGUUUAUGUGCAGUAUGGAGUGACUGAGAGCAGGAACCGGUCUGGCUGGAAGAGGAAAGAUGGCGUUUUAACCUGUGCAUGGAGGAGAAUGCAAAUGUAAAAGAAACAAUCUCUGUACCGGGACAUUAAAGGUGUGCAACCGAGGACUACGGACUUUAUAAGAACAUUUCUACCACGUCUGCCUUGAGCAUCUUCUCAUGACCGCCACAUCCAGAGUCGAAAGCUGUUAAGACUACUGCUACUGCUGAACAGCUCCGACUGAACCAUUCCCACCAGGUACUAUCAGAGGACGGCCAAAAGAAAUGGGGAACAGCUUUUCCAACAUAUCCGCCUUCCAGUCCCUCCACAUUGUGAUGCUGGGGCUGGACUCGGCAGGCAAGACGACUGUCCUCUACAGGCUGAAGUUCAAUGAGUUUGUGAACACUGUACCCACGAUCGGCUUCAACACCGAGAAGAUCAAGCUGAGCAACGGUGCCGCGAAGGGCAUCAGCUGCCAUUUCUGGGAUGUCGGUGGCCAAGAGAAGCUCCGUCCACUCUGGAAGUCGUACAGCCGCUGCACAGACGGCAUCAUCUACGUGGUGGACUCGGUGGACGUAGACCGGCUCGAGGAGGCCAAGACCGAGCUGCACAAGGUUACCAAAUUUGCUGAGAACCAAGGAACGCCGCUGCUGGUCAUCGCCAAUAAGCAGGACCUGCCCAGGUCUCUGCCCGUAGCUGAUAUAGAGAAGCAGCUGGCGCUCAAUGAGUUGACCCCAUCCACCGCGUACCACGUUCAGCCGGCUUGUGCCAUCAUCGGCGAAGGGCUUCACGAAGGUAUGGACAAACUGUACGAGAUGAUCGUGAAGAGACGAAAAGCCCUAAAGCAGAAAAAGAAGCGAUAACCCAUGUUCGCUUCAAGGAUCUUUUCCCCCUCAUUCAUGCCUUCCUGCAAGCCUGGGGCCCAUCGUCAUGUGCCAACGCAAGGAUGCACCGCUUGGAUUAUUGAUUGAUUUGGGCAGUUUGUUUGCUUUCAGUUGGAUUUAUGUUGAACUUUUGCAGACACUGUAUGGCUUGCUUGGUGGUUUCGAACCACAGUGAACUUACAGGAAAAAAAAAAGACUUGAAAAUUGACUUGACUUAUUACAAUGAAAAAGGGCUGGUUCCCUUUUCUGCUGCUGUUGACUUACUGUGCAAGUAGCCUCGUCGUCAUACUGAAGGAGCUCUCUACUUUAGCACUGUGAAGAAUUACGCUACCGUUUUGGUUCGUGGAAUGCUUGAUUUUUCUCUCUGACGACCGGCUCGAAGCAUUACUGUGUGUAUCACAAUAAUAAUGUUGCCUAAAUCCUUUACAAGUAACUCUAUUUUGGAUUGGUUCUGACCGUGUGAGGCUGAAGGUUAACCGUUCAAGCCUGCAUAAGAGAGAGAUAACGUUUGGUACGUAAAGUCAUGGACUUGGUGUACACCUCCAGGCUUAUGAAGACAGUAAAGAACAUGAUGUGUGGUGGACGGUGCUUACCAUUUAUGUGCUUGCAACCUCGGUCCACCACUUAGCACUUUUCCUUACCAAAACCAGUAGAGUUCAACACUGUAUUGCAAAACUCAAGAUUAUUGUAUUACACAGUCAAAAGAUGAAUUCUGAAGUAUUUUUCAAUUAAAAUAUUAAGAGAAAA